AUGAACCAGGCAAGCAGCCGAUCCCAUUCUGUGCUGAUGCUGACUUUGGAGAGGAGGACAGACCAUUCCGUUGACCAGUCGUCCAAGCUGACGCUGGUGGACUUGGCAGGAUCCGAGCGCCAGGCAGACACAGGUGCCAGCGGUCGUACGCUGCAGGAAAGCGCAAGCAUCAACCAGUCGCUUUUUGUGUUGCGGAAGGUCAUCGCUGCUUUGGCCAAGCACCAGAGCAGACCCACUCAGAUGGCUCUGAUACCCUAUCGAGAAUCGAAACUCACGAUUCUGCUACGGGAUGCAUUAGGUGGCUCUGGCUACACAUUAAUGGUCGCUUGCUUGUCUGUGCUGGACUCUAGCGUUGACGAAAACCUGUCGACCUUGCAGUAUGCCUGUACAGCUGGCAGAAUACGAAAUCGGCCCGUGGUCAAUUUGGAUCCCACAUCCUUGCUGAUCAAGCAGCUUCAGGAGGAGAUUCAGAGGCUGAAGCGCCAGCUGGAGCUAUUUCAGAAGUACGUUCUUCACGUAACCGGAAAGCCGAUACCACUGCAGGUCCUUCAUGGGGGCUUGCAAAAUGUAGACAUGCCUGACAACUUGCCUGAGCUUGCUCGAGAAGCUUUGCCGGAUGAUCCUGGGGCGCACCCGGGUCCGAGAGGUCAGAGCAUUCCAGGCAUUUCGGGACCACUAUCAGGACCGCAGCAGAGCGCUCCGCUGGACAAUCAAAGCCAUUGGAAGCCAGCGACGCCCCGAGGGAAAGUCAAGGCAAUAACACCACCGCUUGCACCGAGCCGAGAGGCACAGUCACUGCCUGUGCAGUUUUCACAGUUUUCACAGGAUACAACGGCACAGGUGGCACAGCCGGCACAGGUGGCACAGCCGGCACAGCUUACAGAGCAAUCCAGAGGGGAAACCCAGAGGAGUUUGGACUCUGGCGAAGAAGCAAAAGCCGACGAGACCCUUGGCAUCAGCAAAGAGGAACUGGCCGAACGUCUCUCUGAAGCCAUCUCCUCUUUGCGCCAAGCCACCACAGAGAACUUCGCAAUCCGUCGAAAAUGUGAUGCAGCGCAGAUGGAAAAAGAAGCACUGCAACGACAAGUCAGCAGUUUGGAGAAGGAGCUGCUGCUGCAUAAGAAUACUCAAUAUACUCAGCAUUCCUCUCGCCUGGGAAGCGAUGACUGGUUUGGGGUGGACAGCCUGAUGCAGAUGUCUCCAGAGCUGAACGACGAAGUCACGGCGCUGACGACAAUGCGCGCUGCCGCCUUUUACGACCUCCUUCUGCUGAGAGAGGAGCUUUCUGCUGGCAGAGGUUGUGUGGCCGCGGGCUCCAAAGACCGGCAGAAAAGAAUCGGCUUCUUUGGGCAAUGCCGCACAUGCGCUUCACUAAAGAUCACUGAAUUCAAGUAG
Symbiodinium natans is the source of this 1395-nucleotide messenger RNA. The record is from the annotation of a GenBank genome assembly. NCBI's taxonomy places the organism in Eukaryota, Dinophyceae, Suessiales, Symbiodiniaceae.